AUGACCGAAGUCGAAUACAGAAUCCCAAUCCUUGAAGACUCACAACCCGGUCUUGAACCACCACCCCCUAUUCCGGGUAAUCACCCAAUACGUCGGCGUGCCCUAUAUGGCUGGCGGUUCACCUACGACAAGCUCUUCGAAGCGCACGAAGGUCCCGAGGACGGUGACGAGGAUGACGCCCUCGAUAUCAUCUUCGAGGCGGCGAAAUCCGUCAACUUGCUUCACCUCGUCGACGUCUAUGAGGACAUCAUUUGGGUCUCGCGCAACUACCUCAGCCGCUACCGCGGUACCAUACACGCCGGCGGUCUCUCCUUGAUCCCGAAUAGCGAGAGAAUGCGAGCGCUCACAGAUGCCCUCAAGCUAGGAGAGCCUGCGUGGCAUUUCCUGGAGAAGACGUAG
Molecule: messenger RNA, 399 nt
Organism: Peniophora sp. CBMAI 1063
Lineage: Eukaryota; Fungi; Basidiomycota; Agaricomycetes; Russulales; Peniophoraceae
Source: the annotation of a GenBank genome assembly